Messenger RNA from Larimichthys crocea (large yellow croaker), 6561 nucleotides. RefSeq names its product envoplakin a (gene evpla). The transcript has 22 exons. Gene Ontology annotation, molecular function: structural molecule activity; cadherin binding. The record is from RefSeq and is a predicted model, not a curated record. NCBI's taxonomy places the organism in Eukaryota, Metazoa, Chordata, Actinopteri, Sciaenidae. The coding region runs from base 134 to 6121 and encodes 1995 amino acids. Gene Ontology annotation, cellular component: intermediate filament; cytoskeleton; cytoplasm. Gene Ontology annotation, biological process: wound healing; intermediate filament cytoskeleton organization.
AGAGAAACCAAAGGGAGAGGAGAGACAGAGUGGGAGCCACAGGGUGAGGAAGACAGAGACGAAGAAGGAGUAAAAGAGAGAGCGAGUGAGAGAUUUUCGUGGGAUCUCUGCUUGACCCACCACAACCUCCAAGAUGUUUAAGAAAAAGGAAACUAAGGACAGUACGCUCAAGCUCUCGGGCAAGGUCACCAAGAACCAAGCUGGCAACUUGGCCUUGCUGAUCGCCCAGAUGCAAAAGAAUGCUGACCAGGUGGAGAAAGACAUCCUCCACUCUGAGGAACUGCUGGCUGUGGAUGCUGAAAAUGAAAAGAAAGAUCAGCCCCUCCUUCAUGAGAAAGAGAUUUCAGACAAGCUUGGCAAUGCUGAGGGCCUGUUGAAGGACCUUUUCCUGGACGUCGACAAAGCCAAGAAGCUCAAACAUCCACAGGCCAGAGAGAUCGAGAGCGAUGUCAUACACCUCCAUGACCGCUGGUUGAAGGACUGCGUCUUCUACCGAGACAUCUACGAGCAGAUUGAUGAUGUGUCGCUGAUGCCCAGAAUUGACUGGGGGCCUGUUUUCAACCAGAAGCAAAAAGAGGUGAAUGUAGAGGACUAUGGCCCCUCCAUGGCGGACCUGGAGAAGCAGAUUGCUGCCCACAACCUCACGCACAAAGAGAUCGAGGCCUACAACUCACAGCUCUGCGUCAGCUCUGCAGGCAGCAAGGAGCAAUAUACAGUCCUGAAGAAACAGUACAACAAUCUACUGGACAACUCCAAGUGGCGUCGCCACUACCUGAACAGCCUGUACGAAUACAUGCAGGGCAAUAACAAGGAGAUGGCCUUCCUUGGAGAAGAACAAGAGAAGAUUAAAAGGCAGGACUGGAGUGACCGCAUGGUGGAUCCACCUGAUGUCCGCAGGCAGUACGAGAACUUCAAGAACAACAGCCUGCUGUCCCAUGAAAGCGAGGUGAACAAACUCCAGGAGGAAGGAGACAGACUUACUGAAAUGAAACACCCUGCCAGUGCCACAAUACAGGCUCAGAGAGACGUUGUACGAAACGAGUGGCAGAAAUUCCUCAAUCUCUGCAUCUGUCAAGAGACACACCUGGACAAUGUGGAGGAGUUCAAAAGGUACCAAAUGGAGACUGACCAGCUGUCAGACACACUGACCAAACUCAACAACAGCCUGGACCCCAAGUCCAUCAGCAAGAAGAGCAACUCAGAGACACUGCUGCAGCUCGAGGCGGAGGAGAAGGCUGUACAGAACAGUGAACAGCUGCUGGCUGACCUGAGGAGACGCAGCACCACCAUCGCUCCUCUGAAGCUACGGCGCAACAACCCCAACAGACCCAUCACAGUGGAGUCCCUGUGCGACUGGGAGACAGAUAAGGCUACUCUGGUGAGGGGGGAGAAGUUAACCCUGAAAUCUAACUCUGACAUCGAGAACUGGGAUGUCAUCUCCGCUGAUGGGAAAACAAAAACCUUCCCAGGAGUUUGUUUCCAGAUUCCUCCACCCGAUCCAGAGGCCAUUGACAAAGUGGACCUGUUGGGUGGUGAACUGGCCGACAUCAAGAAGAGAAGAGCUGCUCUGGUGGCAUCCCUGAAGAAUCACAAAUCGAUCUCCAGGCCCCAACAAUCAGCCCCAGUGUCUUCUCCUUCACUGGAUCCUAAAGUGACAGCCCUGGCUCAGCAGCUGGACAAGCUGGACAAUGACCUGGCCAGCGCCGAGGAGAGCAUGCUGAGCCGCCUGCGGGCCCCAUUGAGCCGCACCGACCCAGCUGCAGAUCUGGUGAACAGGCUGAGGGAACAAGAGAAAGCUGCCGAAGCUCUCAAGGCUCUGGAGCAGCAGAAGCUGGCAGCUCAGGCUGACCUGCAGCCUCUGCUGGCCAGCAAUACUUCUUCUGCACUGCCACUCAAACUGAGUGACGCCAACAACAAGCAUGACAGCAUUGCAGCACUUGCUGACCUCUACAACAAGAAAGCAAAUGCAUCACUUAACCUGGAGAGGCAGAUUAACAAGGUGGAUGGCCUUGUCUCUGGUUUUGAGAAAAAGCUGAGUGAAGACGGCCCAAUUCCUGAUGAACCCCAUGCUAUCCAAGCUCGUACUGAGGACAUUCAGUGCCAGCAAAGGUCUGUGGCAGCAGCUCAGGAUGACAUGAAGAAGAUGAGUCAGGAUCUGGAGACCACAGAGCAGCUGUGCAGCUCUCUGCAGCAGGGCUACCAGGAGUACUGCCCUGACAUCCAGCGCCAGAGGACAGAGGUCAAGCAGCUGCAGACCCGCUAUGCAAACGUGGCCAACCAGCUGAAGGAGAGAGAAAACAUCUCACAAGAAGCCGCAACCAAGAACCAGGAGUUCCAGAGCACACAGAAAUCCCUGAACUCUUUCCUGGACAACCUGCCGACAAAUGUGAUCAACUCCAACGAUGAUCUGUCUCAGGUCUCUGCUAAGCAGAGUUCCCAAGAGAGGGUGAUGGAAGACCUGAAGAGGAAGGGAGAUGACAUGGACAGAUUUUCUGAUGUGUCUCUAGAUCUGCAGAAUCUACUCAAUGAAUACGAGACCAACGUUGACAAAUACAACAGUACACUUGAGGAUGCUGGAGCCACUGUUGCAAAGAAACCUCAUAUGCUCACACUAGCCGAUGCUGUUCAGAAAGAGGAAAAGGAUCUGGUCAACCGUUUCGCUGAAGCAACAGCUGAAAACACCCAACGCCAAAAACAGAUGGACUUGGCUAAGAAUCUCAUUUUGCAAAAUGAAGAGAAAGUCCAAAUGGUGUCACAACAGCAAGUGCAGCUUCAAAGCCAACAAAGGGAUGCUUUUGAGUCUAACAAUCUGCUCAAAGAGCUAGAGGAAGAGAAGGAGAGAACAGUUUAUACUGAGUCAGAAUUGAGAACAUUUAAAGACAGGAUGUUGUCGUUGAAGAGUCGCAGAGGAGUCGAGCGUGUUGAGGAGAAAGAAGUACUGCAGUACUAUCGCGAUCCAAAACUGGAAAGAGAUUUGGCUGACCUGCAGAGAAGUCUGCAUGAUGAGACCCUGAGGCGUAAUACUACCCAGACUGAGGUUGAGGUGUUUAACAAGAAAAUCACCAUCCUGGAGGACACCCUCAAAAACACUCCCACCAAACUGGUGACAAGAGAGGUGACAGAGUUUGAGAGAGAUCCUCAGCUAGACGUAGAUGCAGCUAAGUUGAGGGAUGAAAUAGGAAGGAUGAGAGAUGAAAUUAGAGUGAGAGAUGGGGAGCACAUUCAGAUGAAGACAGAAGUUACGAUUCUCGAGCAGAAAAGACCACCGAUCAAAGAGAGAGUUGUUAAGAAGGAGGUGGUGAAAGUGGAACAGGACCCAGAAAUGUUGAGAGCAGUUCGAACAUUUGAGACGGAAAUUUCUGGUGAGAAUAACAAGAGCAAGUUACUCAAUGAUGAAAUCUUCCAGACAAGGAGCCAGAUUAAUGCACUUGAGAGACUGAUUCCUAACAUCAAGCCUAAGAUCAUCACUAAGGAGGUGAAAAAGAUCGAACAAGACCCUGACCUCAUCUCUGAAUCUAAGAAGAUUCAAACAAAUACAGAGGAAGAGAGGAUUGAAAACAGCUCUUUGUCCCAGGAGCUGAUGGCGCUCCACAGCCGCUACAGAGAAGUUCAAAACUGGAAGCCAAAAGUCGAGGUUAAGGAAAUCGUUAAUGAGAUCUACUGGAUAGAUCCAAACACAGAGGUGGAGAUAAUGCGGCUUAGAAAAGACAUACAAGACUCGGGCAAGCAGCGCGCUGAUCUGGAGAGGAAUGUCACCCAGGUCUCGUCUGAGCUGAAUAUCCUUCGUUCAGAGAAGCCCAAGGUGGAGCUGAAGGAAGUUCUUCAAGAGGUUGUUAAGGAGGAAAGAAGCCCUGAAAAUGAGAGAGAGAUUCAGCGGCUGAAUGAUCAGGUGAAUCAUUUACACACUACUCACAACUCCCUCCUGGACAAGGUUUCAGUACUCAGGAAAGAGAGAGAUGAAUGGAAGGCUGAAAAGUCCAAAAUAGAGACCAGACUUGUCACCAGAGAAGUCAUCAAAUAUGAACCUGAUCCUCUGUUGGAGAAAGAAGCUGACCGCUUGAGAAGAGAUGUGCGGGGAGAGGCACAGCUGCGGCGCUCCAUUGAAGAGAUGGUGUUUGACCUGCAAAACAAAUACAUCCUGUUGGAGAGGCAGAAGCCUGAGGAGAAAGUGGUUGUGCAGGAGGUUGUACGUUUACAGAAGGAUCCAAGGCAGCUAGUUGAGCAUGAGAAGCUCAGCAGGAACCUGGAUGAAGAAUUAAUGAACCGCCGUCAAAUAGAGCUGGAGUUGCAGCAGCUCAGAACAACAGUGGAAGAUAAAGAGAGGAUCCUACGAGAAAGUGUUGAGCGCCAAAAGAGGAUUCAAGCCGAGUCUGAAGUAAGAGAGAUCCGACUGCGCAUCACACAGCUGGAGAAUGCUCCACCUCCUGUUGAAGAAAGUAUUAUUGUCGAGGAGGUACUGAAGGUUGAAAGGGACCCGAAACUGGAGAGGAUGACAAAUGGUCUUCGGUCAGACAUGGACCAGCAAACUAGCGAUAUCCUGCGUCUCCAGAGAGAGAUCCGUAGCAUCACUCUAAAACUUGAGUUCCUGCAGAAGGAGAAGUCUAGUGAGAAGACAGUAUACAAGGAGGUUGUCCGUGUUGAGAAAGACCAGGCUGUCGAAGCAGAGAGGGAUCGCCUGAGGGAGCAGUUGUCUCAACAUAAAUUUACCAGACAGGACCUGGAAGAUGAAAUCAGACGUAUUAAUGAUAAAAUCAACCUUAUGAUAAGCAGCAAGUCCAGUUCUUCAAGGGAGGAGAAUACCCUCAUUAUAAACAGAGAUGCCUUACAGAGGGAGAAGGACAACCUCACUCGGGAGCUCAGGACUCUGGAAGCUAAGAAACACGACACCAGCCUGUCUUUCCAGCAGCAGAGCAAGCUAAUUAGUGAGAGAACACAGAAGAGCAAGCAGAGGAGCCUUAAGAUGGAGUCUGACACCCAACGUCUGGAGAGGGAGAUUCUGGAUGAAAAAGACAAGAUCCAUAUGCGAGACAGCACCAUCCGGGAUCUUCUGCUGCAAGUGCAGAAAGAGGAGCAAAAUGAGACAAGGACCAAAGAGACCAAUGUCUCCACCAAAAUCACCAUUCUGGAUCCAGAUACAGGCAAAGACAUGUCUCCCUAUGAUGCCUACUUGCAGGGCCUAAUUGAUCGUCAACAGUACAUUCAUCUGCAGGAGCUUGAGUGUGACUGGGAGGAGAUUACUUCUAUGGGACCUGAUGGGGAGACAUCUGUACUGCAGGAUCGCAAGAGUGGAAAGCAGUACUCCAUCAAAGAUGCCCUGAAGGAAGGCAGACUGACAGAGUAUAAUCUUCAAAAGUAUAAACAAGGAAAGAUGGCCAUCUCGGAGUUUGCUUUACUGGUUGCAGGUGACAAUAGGAAGCAACCCCAGUACAACUCAGUCACCCAAAAUACCAUCACACCAGUGAAAUCAGCCCCCUCAGCCUCCACUACGGAAGAAAUCCUCCCAGUUGCUGGAGUAAUAGAUACAAAUACUGAUACCUGCUUUACAAUACGCAGUGCCACCCUACGUAAACUGAUUGACCCCACCACCGCCCAAAAACUUCUGGAGGCUCAGGCAGCAACAGGUGGCAUCAUUGACAUCACCAACAAAGAGAGAUACACAGUUCACAAAGCAGCAACCAGAGGCCUUAUUGAGGACAGUCAACUCCAGAGGCUACUCAAUGCCCAAAAGGCUUUCUCUGGGGUUGAGGAACCCAUGACCAGAGAGUGUUUGUCUGUAGGAGAAGCUAUUCAGAAAGGCUGGAUGCGAAAAGACACUGCCAUUCGCUACAUGGAGGCACAGUACCUGACCGGAGGGUUGGUCAAUCCCAAAAAUGGAAGCAGAGUGAGCAUCUUUGAUGCCCUUGGGACCAAAAUGAUCGACAGCACAAUGAUGAGGGAGCUGCAGGCUGAGUCAAGCUACAUUAAGGAUAUUGUAGACCCAAUCACAAAGGAGAGGAUCAACUACAAGCAAGCUCUGGAUCGCUGUAAGAAAGAACCAGUGUCAGGCUUACCAAUGCUGCCUGCUUCCUCUAAAGAUUCUGGCUACACCUACAAUUCUACAUCAAAAUAUACAAGAUUCUAGAUAUGUUUACAACAUACUUGGAUAUAUGUGGUCUGUGGAGUUAUGUGGUUUCAAAUAUUGUUAGAUUAUGGGAAAUCCAUAUAAAAUCCAUACAUUAAUUGCAAUGUAAAUUUUGACUCAGGAAAAGUCUUCUACUGCAAAGUUUGUCUAGCCAAAAUGAUUGCUGCUGAGUUGCCUUUGUUUACCAAGCGUGUGAUGUGGGCAGAUGUUUUUUUGAUUUAAUUUAAAAACAGAGAAUAUAAAUGCAAUAUAAAUGCAGUUUAUCUUUGAUAUUAUUGUGUUAUUAGGGAUACUGGGACAUGGUGCAAUGCUAUUUACCAAGAUUGAUUUGAUCCUGUAUUACCCGUGGGCUAUCUUUGACAUUGUUCACUUUAAACUCAAUCUUGUUUGAUACUUAUGAAGAAAAAUAUAUCAAUAAAUGUAAAUUAUAAAAACAUGGA